AGGCCGGGGGCUCCGGCUCCGACUCGGAACUGGGCAUGAGGACCCACGACAGGUACUACCGGGGCCGGGGCGGUCUCGUCUCGCCCGAGAGGGACCCGGAGCGCGACUGCGGGGACUCUGUCAGCGACAUAGAGAGCGUUGUUAGUGCCUUCUCCACCCAGAGCGAAAGGCCGCGUGGGACCAGGAAGUUUAGUAGGCGGCACCUAAGUAGCUUGAAGAGCCAAAGUCACGCCCAAAGCUAUGACGUCACAUUCGACGAUCCGACAAUCCUAUCUGACCUUGACCGUGACUAUGACCUCGGCCGUAAUAUCUCUUGUAGUUUACUAGACACGGUCCACCCCCUAGGCAGUCCUCUCCGCCGUGCACCUGUCCUCCGGAGGUCACUUUCCAUGGGUGUGUCUCCCGCAGUUUCUAGGAGCGCACCAUCCCUCUCGGUGCGGCCUCGUCAACAACCACGGACGCACCUCAUAAGGAGCAACACAAUGGUGAGCGCUCCUCCUCCACCUCGCACUCGCCAUUGCCUACAGAAGAGCCACAGCCUAGGAGAGAAUGAUAAACAUUGGCUCCUCCACCAUGAUCCUGACCUAUUAAUGGACCAUUGGGACGUAAGGGACCAAGGCCACAGGGCUCGCUCAAGGUCACUUACUAGGGAUGACCUAGUGUUGCGGUCACAUCCUAAGAAGACUGUGACCUAUGAAGACGAAGUUUUAUCUAAGCACAGGGUCCAAGGACCUGCUAGGAUUUCAAGAAGCUCACUCUCAAUUGAUAAAUCAGUGCCUUAUGAAUCAGAUCUAGAGGUAAGGGAACACGUGUCGGACACGUUCAGACGGAAGCCCAGGGCACAACCUGAGCGUGAAGUCUACAGUGAUGCUCAGAAUUCUGAUAUCUCCAACGGAGAGACUAAUCGGAGUUUAUAUCGUAGACGAAGUUCAGCCCGACUUGUGGACGGGCACAGUGCAGGGACCUACUACGGGUAUGACUCCGAAUACAGCGGAGCGGAGACAGAGGUGUUCCUCUCAGAUAGGUCAUUAGACAGAUCCUGCAGCCUAGAACAUGUGGAACAGAGAAAACCAGAGAUUAGACGAGACAUCGAAAAGCGACCCAUCGAUCAACCAAGACGUAUGACAAUGGAAAGGGUUGAUGAAUUCUUUCCUACUUCAAUUCAGUCAGUAAGGGAAGGGUCAAGCCAGACUUUGCCUAGAGCAAGGCGUCAUUCUGGGAUUACACAGCCUCGGAAAACAUUUAUGAGGGCCAAUACAGAGAGUUCUCUUCUAUCAGGGCCAAGUAGGAAUAUAGAACGCGAGGUAAUGUGGCGGCCUUCUAGAGAAGACCCAGAGGCACUAUAUCGAGUUCCUCUUCGUGAGUCAAGUGUCUCAGAACCACCAUUAGAAGCUGCAAGAAGUCUUCAUAGUAAUCCAUCUCUGGCACAUGUUUUUGAUGGAAGUGGACCACCUAGUAAAUAUGAGGCUUAUGGUUCUGAUGAAGUGUUUGCUCCUGUGGAGCAGAGAAGACAAGAGCCACCAAGACCAGUAGACGAGAGGGGUAGAUAUCCAAGUGAUGCACCGCAUGAGUAUGAUAGAAAUUAUAGGCGUGACAGUAGAUUGGUGCCGGAAGCAGAGGGAUAUAUUGAUCAAGAGGAGAGAUACAGAGCCCCAGCCAUUGAAGAUAAGGACAGAUAUCCAGACCGAGGUCACAGCGAUGAUGAAAGAUACAGGAAUAAAGAUAGGUAUAGAGAUUUUGGGCCUCCUGAAAAAGAAAGGUAUAGAGAACAAAUACCAAUGGAAAAAGAAAGGUACAUAGAACAGGUACCAGCUGAUAUAGAGAGAUGUAUAGUGCAAGGACCAGUGGACCAGGAGAGGUACAGAGAUCAUGAACUUAUGGAGAAGGAUAGAUAUGUAGAACAAGUACCUAGGGGCUUAGAGAGGUAUAGAGAGCCUAUUGUGGUAGAGCAGGAAAGAUUCAGAGAUGAAGAUCCAUAUAGAGAUCAAAACGUUGGAGACCAUGAUCGCUACCGAGAACAAGGAGCCAUAGAAAAAGAUCGAUAUAGACGACGAAGUUCAUGUAUUGAUGACAGGCCUAGAGCUUCCAUAGACCAGGGAAGAUACAGAGAAAUGGGGGAUCUGGAACAAGAAAGAUACAGAGAAAAUAUAGGACAAGAAAGAUUCCGGGAACACAUAGAACAGGAAAGAUAUCGGGAACAUCCAGAACAAGACAGGUAUUUAGACCCAGUGGAACAUGGGCGAGGCUAUCAGCGUGGUCCUCCUCCACCACCGCCACAAGAAUACAACGGCCAAGUAGAUGAUAGACGCUGCUACGAUAGUCCAAGAAGGGAUGGAAAAGAACGAUAUGAUAUUGUGUAUGAUGACCGUGAGCAUCAGUAUGGAGAACAGUAUGAACAUGAGAGUCCAAGAAUGAGGGACCCUCGCUACCAGCAAGAUCCCAGAAGCCAACGGUUCCCCCCUAGUGGUCACGACCCAAACUUCGCUUACCAUGAUCCCCAUAGACCACAUGACCGACGCGACACAGCUUCUCACCAGCACACUCCGCACCCUCACAACCCUGCUCAUGCACACGCCCACCCCACUAACACCAUCCACGCCCAACCCUCUAACACCCACCAGACUUAUGCAGACCCAUCCUCCUAUUCUGUAGCUGAGACUGAUCCUAUGUACCCUGCUGACACAGACAUUGUAGUAGAUGACGAGAACCCUGACCAAGACAGACCCUUAACCCCCCGAGUUCGCCACAGUUCCUCCGUUAGUAUUAAUGAGCACCCUGAGUACUUUGAAUUUGACGCCAAUAGUCCCCCUAGUACGGAGCCUCGCGCAGACGCUGAUGUAGACCCUUCUUCUAACCCUGCUAGUGAGUUUAGCCAACGGGAGACCGCAUACGGAUCCAUGGGCGUGAACUACGGCGGAACAAGUAAGCGGGGUCAGCUGGGCAGGAGCCGGUCCACCAGCGAGGUCCCCGAGACAGAAAAAACUGAGAAGGAAAGCGUAGGAGAAGGAGACGAAAAAGGAGAAAAAGGAGGCGAAGGGUCAGAAGAGGGCGUGGUAGUGGAAGAGGCGGUGGAGGGAAAUGUGGAGGGAGAUGUAGAGGGUGGUGAAGUGGAGGAGGGUUGUGAGGAAGCCGAGGUAAUGGUGGAGGAGGAGUGUGUGGAGAGGGAAUGCAGCGUGGAGGGUUCGAGCCCCCCUCCCGAACAUGCCUGCGGCUCUUCCAACCACGACUCCCUCGACGUGGAGAAGCUGGAUGGCAGCCUGAGCGACUCUGCGGCUGGCCUACUCACCGUGGAGGGCAAGGAGCGCAGGAGAGCGACUAAUGGGAAACAAAGUCAAAACUUGGGCCUAUCCAAGAAAUCAUCCUCGACUUCCAAGCUAUCAGACACGGAGGGCGGUAGAAAGCGUAGUACUAGUGGGGUCCAGCGAUCUCAGGAGGUGAUCCCAUCUAGCCAGGCUCGCUUGGUUAAGCAGCCCUCUAAGGAGUCCACCGACGGUAGCAUGAAUAGCAUCAGUUCUGAGGGCUCCUCUCGCGUACCAUCUAUGCGCUUGGGAACAGAUGGUCAGCUGAGCGAGUUCAUCGAAGGCCUUGGUCCGGGCCAGCUGGUGGGGCGCCAGGUGUUGGCCGCUCCUGCUCUUGGAGACAUCCAGCUGUCUAUGUGUGACCGUAAGAACAAGCUUGAGGUGGAGGUCAUCAGGGCGAGGGGCCUCCAGUGCAAAACAGGGGCCCGAAUCUUACCUGCGCCCUACGUGAAGGUAUACUUGGUGGACGGGAAGAAGUGCGUGGCCAAAGCCAAGACGGCGACGGCGAGGAGGACUCUCGACCCACUGUACCAACAGCAGCUCAUCUUCCACGAGAGGUACCAAGGCUGUGUUCUGCAGGUGACGGUGUGGGGCGACUACGGGCGCAUGGAGGGCCGUAAGGUGUUCAUGGGCCUGGCGCAGAUCAUGCUGGACGACCUGGACCUCUCCAACAUCGUCAUCGGAUGGUACAAGCUCUUCGGCACCUCCUCGCUGGUGUCGCUGCCGGCGCUCACCCGUCGCGGCUCCAUGGCCAGCCUGGACAGCUUCGGGUAGUGGUAGAGCGAUGGCCCUUGAGGCCUGGGUCACGCUGCACCAGCCCUUCCCAUGGGAUCAAGCACUUCCGUGCCUGCCACACAGUCACAACAUAAGACCUCCGUGUACUAGUGCAGAACAUUCAACGAUAUUUGCAACCUGCAAUAUUGCUAUCAAGCAGAAUGUGAAGCUUUUCAUUGGGUGCUCUCUUUUGUCUCGGUUUCAAGACUUGAUCUGACACUAACUGCUUGUGUUGCAAAUUUGCAGUAUUGCAUUAAGAUAAGAGGCUCAAAGACAUCAUCGACUUGCCUAAGUGGAGACGAUGGUAGUCGUCAUGACGCGGUACUCGGGGCAUUAAGUGCCCCAUAAGUUCCCCUGCUGGGGCAUCGUGGGGCUCGUUUCUCCACAUCAGCCCCCAGCGGCCACACGGGUAGUAGGCCAUGCUGGGGCCACGCUGGGGCCACACUGGGGCUACAAAUAUGCCCCCACUCCAGCAUCAGGCUGCACACAUAACACCUCCCUCGUGCACCUCACACUUCCGGACUUCCCGUUAAUGUGGACUCUCGUCACUUGUUUGCCUUGAGAGCAGUUUUUUACAUGCCACAAUAUCAGUACGUAUAACACCUUCUCGGCCUGCUCUGUCUCGCUUUAGUAGACAGGCUGGCCAGCGUCACAAUGCUUGUGAUUUUGACUAAGUGCUUUAAAUAAUAUUACAGAAUAGUUUUAAUCAUGUGUGGAAGUUUGCUCCAUAGAGUACCCUACCCUUUCUAGUUUCCAAUACUAAGAUGACCUAUCGUAGUCCAACACUAUGGCUCGUGUCUUCUCCACCCACCCCCUUCUCCCUUCAUUUCCGUACUCCUUCCUUCCUCAUACAAUCACUCUCCUCUUUCUCCCUGACAUGUCUUACAUGACAUCCCUUUCCCCUCUUUCCCCUCACACACCUUGACAUGUCAUACUCUGCCUGGUUAAGUAAAUAUAAAGUUCUCCAUGAAUAAUUUACCUGGAUAAUUUCAGACCUUACCUGAGCAGUACAUAUUACCUGUCACCAUGUAUAAUUACCCUAAGAUUCUAUAUAGUCUUCCUCGGGACUUUUAUCUCCCCUUGGUACUACUGGCCCGGUGUUCCUCACCUUCACAGUGUAAUACUGGCCUUCCUCUGGCAUUUUUUAGGUUGACUUGGCAAUCCUGACCUUCACCGAGCAGUUCUGACCAUAGCCCGGUAUCCCUGGACCUUUAUUCAGCACUCUUCACUUUAGCCUAGUUCUCCUGAACAUAACCCGGCAUGUGUUGACCUUAAUCUAGCAAUUGUAACUAUAACUGAUGCUAUACUGCUAACCUUACCUAGCAUCUCUGUCUCUAACUACAACAGUCACCUUUUUGAGAUACUCCAUGGAACGUUAUAUCUGCCCACAGGAAGGGUUGAAGUUCAUGCUGACCACUCCCACCUCCGUCACUUCCGCUUUCGUUGCCUCCUUCCUUACUUUUACUGAUCAUCCCUUCCUUUAGUCUGUCCGUUUUCACUUGAUUCCGCCAGGUUCCCUGUUCCUUACGUAAAACUGCUCUGUCACCUCGUGUUAUGAUUUCUAUCAUAUUCGUCUGGCUUCUUCCUUGUUCUUGAGCUUUUUUGCUGUUAUCUUUGCCCUUGAUUCUCCUCUCUUCUGAUCAACUGUGCCCUCUUCCUUCCCUUCCAUCCCUCUAGAAGUAGGCCUAAUCUUUGAUGGACAGUUGGACUUGGAAUCAUGCCCAGGCUGUCUACAACCUAUUGUAUAACACAGAAUAUACUUAACGAAUUCCUAGAAUUAUACUCGAGAAAAGAAUACCCCUCCCCAGUGCGUCAUGUGGUCGGACUUUGUAUGAUGAUACAUGGGAAUAUGAUCUGGUCCCCCCCCUAAAUAUUUUCAUGUUGAAUGCUUUGCUGAGGAUUAUUUCGUAAGUGAGCAUAAGAUACGAAGCAGUUCCCAUUGGCAAUGCCUUUGUCCACGGAUGUGUUCCCCUCCGUAGGGGUGGAUUAGAUGACGCCCGCCUCUACCAUAUCGAAAUAUAUGAAGGGUUGACUAUAUGUUAAGAGUUUUUACUUAUCGUUAUUGAUUGAAAUUUCUAUGUGAAUGUUAAGGAAUGCAGCAAAUGUAUAGUUUUUAUUAUAAGUGUUUGCAGACUGAGAGGUUUUCGAGAGGAACGUGAGUGAGGGAUUUAUCCCCUCCCCUCCCCUGGAACGCUUAAACCUUCAUCCUCCUUUACCAAGUCUA
Messenger RNA from Penaeus monodon (black tiger shrimp), 6297 nucleotides. RefSeq lists its product as uncharacterized. Gene Ontology annotation, molecular function: transmembrane transporter binding; small GTPase binding. Lineage: Eukaryota; Metazoa; Arthropoda; Malacostraca; Decapoda; Penaeidae. Gene Ontology annotation, biological process: calcium ion-regulated exocytosis of neurotransmitter; regulation of synaptic plasticity; regulation of membrane potential. Gene Ontology annotation, cellular component: presynaptic membrane; cytoskeleton of presynaptic active zone. The record is from RefSeq and is a predicted model, not a curated record.